AUGACAAUAAAUAUCGACCCGCCUACAUUCUCCGACGCGCCCUUCUUCUUUGAUAGGCGGGCGGGAUAUUUGCUCGAGCCUGAGCAAGAGGGAAUUGUACAGUCGCACUCCAAGACGAAAGUAGCGUACUACCAUCCCAAAGAUGUCGGGAACUAUCACUAUGGCGAACGGCAUCCCAUGCGUCCACAUCGUCUUGAACUCACCAAAGACCUCGUCCUGGGGUAUGAGCUCCAAAAUCACAUGACGAUGCAUGCGCCGAGGAAGGCGACAGAGGAGGAAUUGGGCGAGUUUCAUGAUGCCGACUAUGUGGAUUUUCUAAAGCGCGUCACGCCCAAGAACGCCCAAACGCUCACUCGGGACUAUACCAAAUUCAACGUCGGAGACGACUGUCCGGUCUUUUACGACGUCUUCUCGUUUUGCCAGCAGUACGCUGGGGCGUCGCUCGCUGCGGCGCGAAGACUAGCGGCGGGGUCUACGGAUAUCGCCAUUAAUUGGUCGGGCGGGCUACAUCAUGCCAAGAAGGGCGAGGCGAGCGGGUUUUGCUAUGUCAACGACAUUGUUUUGGCUAUUUUGGAAUUGCUACGGCAUCAACCCCGCGUCCUCUACAUCGAUAUAGACAUCCACCACGGCGACGGCGUUCAAGAGGCCUUCUAUCUCUCCAAUCGCGUCCUCACAGUCUCCUUCCACAAGUACUCGGCCGACUUCUUCCCCGGAACCGGUAACCUCUCCGAGACGGGCUCCGACCUUGGCAAAUACUUUUCCCUCAACGUCCCCCUCCAAGAUGGGAUCGACGACGAAUCCUACAUCUCCCUCUUCAAAUCCGUCAUGGAACCCACCAUCACCACCUUCCGCCCCUCGUCCAUUGUCCUGCAAUGCGGCGCCGACUCGCUCGGGUGCGACCGGCUCGGGACGUUCAAUCUGAGUAUCGCGGCGCACGGCGAGUGCGUACGAUACAUCAAGAGCUUCAACCUGCCGCUCCUCGUGCUCGGCGGCGGAGGGUAUCGGCAGUCCUCGGUCGCCCGGUGCUGGGCAUACGAGACGGGUAUCCUCGCGGGCUUCAAAUUGGCGGACGAUCUGCCCGUGACGAAUUACACCGAGUUCUUUGGGCCGGACUACAAGCUCCAUCCGCCCUUGACGGGCCAGAUUCAGAAUUUGAAUACCCGGCAGAGUCUGGAGCGGAUCCGAGUGACGAUUAGGGAGAAGCUGCGGUAUUUGAAUGGAGCGCCGUCCGUGCAGAUGCAGGAGGUGCCGCCGGAUCUGAUGGGGUUUUUGGAGGAUGAACGGAGGGGCAAAGAGGAGAGGGAGGAGGAAGAGGUGGGGAAUGGGAAGGCGGGCGAGACUAGGUGGGAGACGGAGCUGGGGGAGGGAAGGCGGACAAGGGUGAAUCAGGGAUGA
Molecule: messenger RNA, 1395 nt
Organism: Dioszegia hungarica
Lineage: Eukaryota; Fungi; Basidiomycota; Tremellomycetes; Tremellales; Bulleribasidiaceae
Product: putative histone deacetylase 3
Exons: 5
Coding region: 1-1395 (464 amino acids)
Molecular function (GO): histone deacetylase activity
Source: RefSeq, a predicted model, not a curated record